CCUCGCAUUUUGGCUGACCGGUUGCUCUCUCUAGUGCUCACAUUUCCCUGUAAAAUUAGGGCUUCGUCAAAUUAGGGUUUAUUUUGGGGGUUUCAGACUCGUUGAGAUCGAUUGAAGUGCUGCGGAUUCAGGAUUGCGCAUUUAAUUAUGAGGAUUGCUUUCUUCGCCAAUUUAGAAGUUGGGGGUCAUAUUUUACUGAUGUGAAAUUAGAACUGAAUACCAGCUCAAGUACCUGAGGCUUUUUCAGGCUGUUGCAUAGGUUUUAGGAGACACCCUGGGGAUCAUGCUACAAUUUUCAGGACAGUCUUCAUCUGUAAAUAUGAUGCUAACUUCCUUUGCCCAUUCAGUUUUUAUUCUGUUCAUAUCAUAUGCCUGUCUUUGUAAUGGCUUCUACUUACCUGGAAGUUAUAUGCACACAUACUCAAAGGGUGAUGAUUUAUUGGUGAAAGUGAAUUCCUUGACCUCAAUUGAAACUGAGCUUCCCUUCAGUUACUAUAGCUUGCCAUACUGCACACCCCAAAAGGGGGUGAAGAAAAGCGCUGAAAACUUGGGUGAGCUUCUAAUGGGAGACCAGAUCGAUAACUCCCCUUACCGUUUUCGCAUGUCCAAGAAUGAGUCGAUUUUCCUAUGCACAACCAAACCCUUGACGGAACAUGAGGUGAAGGUUUUAAAACAGAGGACCCAUGAUCUCUAUCAAGUGAAUGUGAUAUUGGACAACUUACCAGCCAUGAGAUUUGCCACCCAAAAGGGCAUGACCAUCCAAUGGACAGGGUUUCCAGUUGGGUUUUCCUCAGGGAAUGAAGACUAUAUCAUCAAUCAUCUGAAGUUCACAGUCUUGGUUCACGAAUAUGAGGGAAGUGGGGUGGAUAUUAUGGGCACUAGCGAGGAGGGUAUGGGGGUGUUUACAGAGGUGGAUUCAAAGAAUGCCUCGGGGUUUGAAAUCGUGGGGUUUGAAGUUAGUCCAUGCAGUGUUAAGAGGGACCCUGAUGCCAUGUUGAAGCUCAAGAUGUAUGAUCCUGUCCCACCUGUGACCUGCCUCUCCGAAAUCGACGGGUUUCAAGUUAUCAAAGAGAAAGAGAGGAUCUCCUUUACUUAUGAGGUGGAGUUUGUGCUCAGCAACAUAAAGUGGCCUUCUCGAUGGGACGCAUAUCUCAGAAUGGAGGGAGCUCGGGUUCACUGGUUCUCUAUCUUGAACUCUCUCAUGGUGAUCUUCUUCCUGGCUGGCAUAGUCUUUGUCAUUUUCUUGAGGACAGUGAGGAGAGAUCUCACCAAAUAUGAAGAAUUGGACAAAGAGGCUCAAGCCCAAAUGAACGAGGAGCUCUCAGGUUGGAAGCUCGUGGUGGGCGAUGUGUUCAGGGAGCCUUCUCACUCGAAGCUUCUCUCUGUGAUGAUAGGAGAUGGGGUGCAAAUAGCGGGCAUGGCAGUGGUCACCAUUGUUUUUGCAGCUCUAGGCUUCAUGUCCCCUGCAUCAAGAGGAAUGCUUCUAACUGGUAUGAUCCUUCUCUACCUCUUCCUUGGAAUUGCUGCUGGUUAUGCAGGCGUGAGGCUUUGGAGGACCAUGAAGGGCACAUCUGAGGGUUGGAGGUCGGUUUCCUGGUCCAUUGCUUGCUUCUUCCCUGGCAUAGUUUUUGUGGUCUUGACUGCCCUAAACUUUAUUUUGUGGGGAAGCCAUAGCACUGGAGCUAUCCCCAUCUCUCUAUAUUUCGUGCUCCUCUCUCUAUGGUUUUGCAUCUCUGUGCCUUUAACUCUCUUGGGCGGGUUCUUGGGUACAAGGGCUGAACCCAUUCAAUUUCCUGUUAGGACCAACCAAAUUCCUAGGGAGAUACCAGCUAGGAAAUAUCCGUCUUGGCUUUUGGUUCUUGGGGCUGGUACCCUACCUUUUGGGACCCUUUUUAUCGAGCUCUUCUUCAUAAUGUCAAGUAUUUGGUUGGGUAGGUUCUACUAUGUCUUUGGGUUCUUGUUGGUUGUGUUUGUGUUGCUCGUUAUUGUGUGCGCUGAAGUGUCGGUUGUGCUCACGUACAUGCACUUGUGUGUUGAGGAUUGGCAAUGGUGGUGGAAGGCCUUCUUUGCGUCAGGUUCGGUCUCUCUAUAUGUUUUCCUGUACUCAAUUAACUACCUGGUCUUUGAGUUGAGCAGUCUCAGUGGCCCUGUUUCAGCGAUCCUCUACCUUGGGUACUCUUUCAUCAUGGCCUUUGCCAUCAUGCUUUCAACUGGAACCAUUGGGUUUCUCACAUCUUUCUACUUCGUUCACUACCUUUUCUCCUCUGUUAAGAUUGAUUAGGCAUGGAAAACUACUAGGAUUGAAGGGGAAGUGUCAGAGAACCCAACCCCAAUUCCCUCCCCCCCUUCUGUCUCUCUCUUUCUCAAUCAUCAGUUGACAUUAGACCAAAGAAAAAGUCUUAGCUGAUAUCUCAUGGAUAUGAGGAAUGCUCCUUCGUACGUUUUACCAAUCUCUUGCAACAUCUUGCUUUCAUCCCCAACAUUUCAGUUCAUAAUAUAUCUGCCUUUCUUGCAUCCACAAGCGCACACUUUCUGGUAUAAUUAGAAAGCCUUUCUUGUUAUGGACCCAAUACGCCUUUCUACCACACCUCUAGUAUGAAGGGUUUUGUUCUUUUCAGUGGAUCAGAUGUUGUUGCCGAUACUAUCUCGGGUUUUGGUAGUUAUAUGUAAUUCAGGGGUGUCUGGUCCACUACAUCUAUGGGUUUUUGACCUUUUCUUGUUUGAAAGCUUUGUUGCAUAUUGAGUAAUAACUUUGUACUUUAAAAGAAAAGUGUGAAUGGAGGGUUAAUACUGUGCACCUAUCUGCUACAAUGAAUGUUUUAGUUGUCAUUUGCAGCAAUGCAACUGUUAUUUGAUUAUGGUUGUAUUAGAAUCGUGAUUCUUAUUGG
Molecule: messenger RNA, 2888 nt
Organism: Amborella trichopoda
Lineage: Eukaryota; Viridiplantae; Streptophyta; Magnoliopsida; Amborellales; Amborellaceae
Product: Endomembrane protein 70 protein family
Biological process (GO): protein localization to membrane
Cellular component (GO): membrane
Source: RefSeq, a predicted model, not a curated record